Messenger RNA from Sclerotinia borealis F-4128, 270 nucleotides. The record is from the annotation of a GenBank genome assembly. NCBI's taxonomy places the organism in Eukaryota, Fungi, Ascomycota, Leotiomycetes, Helotiales, Sclerotiniaceae.
AUGGCAACUAUUCAGAUCCGUGAAGCUACACAGCAACUGAUCAAGAGAAAGAACUGGGCAGCCAGCGAACCUGGUGUCAUUGUUGUCUUCGUCGUAGUCUUUAUCGUCGCAUCAGGACUCAUUGGACUUCAAUUAUCUCGCUGGAUCGCUCGUCGUCGAGAAAAGCAAGCUGCGCGCCUCAAGGGUAUCGUCAUCUCGGGGGGUGUACAGCGUCGGCCUCAAGAUCUUAAUGUAGAAAGGACUCGGAUCUUGAAGGAACCUUGGAGUUAA